Messenger RNA from Punica granatum (pomegranate), 1746 nucleotides. Lineage: Eukaryota; Viridiplantae; Streptophyta; Magnoliopsida; Myrtales; Lythraceae. The record is from RefSeq and is a predicted model, not a curated record.
CAGAUUCAGUAAUUCUCCCACCUUGUCUUCAUCAGGGGACACGUGGCGCUCUCCUAUGUUUUUAGCAACUCAUUUCCUACCUCCCUCCCUCCAUCUUAUUUCUUCUUCUUCUUCGCGGUCUCCUCGCUGUCUUUCGAGUCGACCAUUAUUAACUGCUUUACUUCAACUCGUCCGUCCUCUCUUCCUGCCCAUUCCCCUCGACGCCUUCUUCGAUUCCCCAACGUUCUUCUCAACUGUCAGCGGCUCGAUCCUCCUCCGCCUCUCCUCAUCUAUGUCCACUUCACCUACUCCCACCGCCCCAACUUCUUCUUCUUCUUCUUCUUCUUCUUCUUCUUCUGGAGGAUCGGACGCCCUUUGCAGGACUCGGAUUCUAUCCAGCAAGCUCUACUUCGACGUUCCUCCGAACAAGGUCCCGCUGAUUUACUCGCCUGCAUAUGACAUCGCCUUCUUAGGAAUCGAGAAACUGCACCCUUUUGAUUCUUCAAAGUGGGGUAGGAUAUGCCACUUCCUUAUAUCCGAAGGUAUUGUGGAGAAAAAAUGGAUCAUUGAGCCUCUGGAAGCAUCAAAGGAUGAUCUUCUUGUGGUGCAUUCAGAGUCAUACUUGAAUAGUCUGAAAUGGAGUGGAAAAGUUGCCAUGAUAGUCGAGGUACCUCCAGUGGCAUUGAUACCUAAUUGCCUUGUGCAACAAAAGGUUCUGCAUCCAUUUCGUAAGCAGGUGGGAGGUACUAUUUUGGCAGCUAAGCUUGCAAAGGAGCGAGGAUGGGCCAUCAAUGUAGGAGGAGGAUUUCAUCAUUGUUCUGCUGAAAAGGGCGGUGGAUUUUGUGCUUAUGCAGACAUAUCACUUUGCAUACACUUUGCUUAUAUUCGCUUAAACAUAUCAAGGGUGAUGAUAAUUGAUCUAGAUGCACAUCAAGGGAAUGGGCAUGAGACAGAUUUCGCUAACGACAGACGAGUUUACAUCCUUGACAUGUUCAACCCCCAAAUAUAUCCCCAUGACUAUGAGGCAAGGAGAUAUAUUCAUCAGAAGGUGGAAGUGAAGAUUGGGACCACCACCGAAGUUUACCUGAAGAAACUGGACGAAGCACUUGAGGUUGCUGCUCAUGCAUUUGAUCCUGAAUUGAUAAUUUAUAAUGCUGGUACUGAUAUUCUAGAGGGAGAUCCUCUGGGGUUACUGAAGAUCAGCCCCAGUGGAGUAGCUAGCAGAGAUGAGAAGGUCUUCCUAUUUGCUCGUGAGAGGAAUAUACCAAUUGUCAUGCUUACAUCAGGUGGGUACAUGAAAUCGAGCGCCAGGGUCAUUGCAGACUCGAUAGCUAACCUGUCGAAGAAACACAUUAUAGAAACCGUGAGUUCAUAAUCAAGAUGGUGAAUCCCAAUGAGGUCUUGUGACAUAUGCUGAUCGACUUAAUCCAAUGAGAGUUUUGCAAGGGCUUGCAUCUCCAGAGUCUCAGGUGCGUUGGUUUCAUAGAGUUGAAAGUUGAUCAUACUGUAUAUACAUACCCAAAAAAAAAAAAAAAACUUGUCUCUGUAAUUAAUUACCAUAUGAGCCCACCAGUGAAGUUUUUCGCUCGAGAUAAAAAGAUCUGGCACGGACCAUUGAGAUGUUUACUGAAUCUGUGCUAGUUAUGAAAGGGAAACCAUAUCGGUGUAUUCGCAUGUGGAUGGAACCAAAAUAAAUUUACGCUACAUUUUUGUUGGUUGUGAGAGUAGUGUUUGUAUAAUUAUAUGGUUUGGACUUCAAUUUGCUUC